UUACUUUUUACAACUUUGUUAAGCUGACUCGGAAAGACAACAGUUCUCUUUUUGUGUGUUGGGUUGCUAUGGAAACCAUACGUGUUGGCCAUGCGUUUCUGAGACAUUAUCCUCUGUCUGUGAAAUGUCAUAAUGUACCAUGAAAACAUCAAAGCUACCAGUGAAGCUGUCACCAGGGAGGACGGGGAGCCUUCCUCCUGCUCGCAUGCUUGGGUCCCCCAGUGUCCCUAACCUGACAGGAAAGAAUGAUCACCUUCUUCACAACAAAACGCUCAGUGAUGACGAAAAUCACCUCCCAGAUGAUGGGAGGUUGGUUGGUGUGCGCUACAUCACCGAGGACCUGAUAAGGAGGGUGACUAAACAAGAUGACCUCUCCUCUGUCCAGACUCUCAACCUCUGUGGGACUAAAAGUGACAAGAACAUUAAGUAUAUAGAGAAUCUGGAGAGGUGUGAGAGACUGCAGGUGCUUAAUCUCAGUUACAACAUCAUUCAGAAGAUGGAGAAACUGGACAGGUUGCACAGACUCAAGGAGCUUGACCUCUCCCACAACACAAUACGGAAGCUUGAGGGCCUUCAGCACAUGGGGAGUCUCCAGCUGCUCAAUCUGUCCUAUAACCUGAUCGAGAGCGUCCCCCUGUGGCUGCCCAAGAGACUGCGCUCCCUAACCACCCUCAAUCUGCAGGACAACAGUAUCUCCUCGCUGCAUGAGCUGUGCAGGCUGAAGCCGCUGCUGAGCCUGAGUGAGCUGAGGGUGUGUGGGAACCCUCUGAGCCUGCUGCCUCACCACCGCCCUCUCCUCAUCUACCACCUGAGGGCGCUACAGCUGCUCGACACACAGGCCGUGAGCCAGCACGACAGAGACCAGGCUCAUCAGCGCUUCCACAUGGAGGAGGUGGCCCGUCUGGAGCAGGAGCUGGAGCAGCGGAAUGUGGAGGUGCAGAAUCUGCAGAGGGAGCGGGAGGCCGCAGUAGCACAGCUGCACCAGCAGGAGGAGCUCUACCACAGCCUGCAGCGGCGCAGCCAGCAACAGCAGCAGCAACACAGUGAGCUGCAAACAGAGGUGGACACCAAGUCCGAGCUGCUGAGGCAGAAGACAGGGGAGUUGACGCGGGCGUGCCAGAAGCACUAUGAGCUGGAGCAGGAACUGGCCUUCCUCAAGAUCGAUGCCAAGUUUGAGCCGCUGCCCUAUGUGCCAGGACAGGACGCAGGACCUGGCAGCGGGCCUAGCGAGAGCCCCUACAUCGGGAAGGCUCGUCACCAGAGGAGACCCGUAGCUAGAGCCGAGCCUGAUGCGGAUGACCAGCCCGGUCCAGCCAGUAGGGUCGCCUCGGUAUCAUGGAUCAGCCCCGGAGAUGUUUCCGAUAAAGCUGAGGAGAGCAGAGAAGAGGAGCGGCUGCAGCUGCUACAGGUGGAGAUAAAGCGUCUUGAGCAGCAGAUCGUUUCGGCCAAUCAAGAGCUCCGAGGCCUGGAGGAGACUGCUACUCAGAAGCGGGUGUGUGAGGCUGAGCGGGAGCGUAUCCGUCAGCAUCUCAUGGUGAAGCUGCAGGAGCUGAGGCAGGACCAGGCGGAAGCCCAGAGUCUGGAGACGCAGCUGGACACCCAUGCAGCCCACAUGGGCCGCGCACAAACACAGCUGGACCUGCUCACUGACCAGCUACAGAGCCUAGAACCGUCAGAGCCCAAACACGAUCAUCUGAAGGCCCAGGUGUCUCGUCAGAAGCAGCUGCUGGACAUCAUGAGCCAGCGUCAUGCGGAGCUGGAGGCCAGACUGGACUACAUGAUCACGCGCAUCGCCCAGGAGACCCAGGACAUCCAGGACCUGGAGCAGCAGCUCACCGAUGGUCAGAUCUUGGCGAAUGAGUCUCUGAAGCGGGAGUUGGAGGACGUGAUCUCGGGCCUGCAAGAGUAUCUGCGUGGGGUCAGAGGUCAAGCUCGCCAGGCCCAGAGCGACUGCCGCCGCCUCCAGAGCCAGAACCAGGCACUAGAGCGCCUCCUGCAGGACAGAGAGGAGCAGUGCAGGCAGUUGCAGCACGGGCAGGAGGAGGAGAGGAGCACAGAGACAGAGAAGCUGAGAGCAGAGCUGAGUAGGCUGCGAUCACUCACUAAGGUAGAGCGGGCAGCUCUUGAAGCAGAGCUUCAGAAUGAGAGACAGGCCAGAGAAAACGCUGAGGUUCGCACCCAGCUAGAGACUGAAAACCUUCUGGAACACAUCAGCUCACUAAAGGAGGAGAGUGAUGCUUUGCGAGACGAUGCUGCUGAACUACAGACUAAACUGCAGAGCACCUCAGCAGUCUUCAUCCACCCAGAUGAUCUACUGCAGCGCCUGCAGAGCCUUACACAGAACCUCAGCACAGACACACCUGACGCCAGUGUGGGAGCCACUCUACAGAACGUUGCUGUGGAGGAGCGUCUACAGGAGCUGCAGCAGGAGGUCUGGCGUCUGGUCAGACAGGAGAGGGAGCAGAGGGAGGAGUCUAAACGGCUGCAGGAGGAGAGGGAGGAGUCUAAACGGCUGCGGGACGAGUGGGAGGAGGCUAGACGCCAGCAGGAGACUCUGAGUGGGGAACUGCAGCUCCUGAGACAGCAGCUCACAAGCGUGCAGAAACAGAACCAGCAGCAGACUUGGGAGGCUGCCAAGAAGAAGAGUGAACAUGAGACGGAGCUCCGCAAGCUGAGGGAGGAGCUUCAAGGGGACCAAGAGGUGGAGCUUCAGAGGCUGAGGGAGGAGCUUGAGGCUGCACGGGAGGCAGAACUCCAGCAACUAAAGGAGGAGCUUAGGGAGAGACAGGAGGCGGAGCUUAACAGACUGAGGAAGAAGCUUCAGAAGGCCCAAGAGGCGGAGCUUCAGGGCCUAAGGGAGGAGCUUCAGGAGGCCCAGGAGCAGCAGUACCUGAUGAGCCAACGUCUGCAGGAGGCUGAGAGCGAGCGGGAGGGCCUCCUCGUGGAGCUGCACCAGCAGGACACACAGGCUCUGGAGGAGCUGAAAAAGAGUGUGUCUAGUGCUGACAGGAGAGCUGGUCAGCAGUUGGCCGCAGUCACACAGCAGCUACAGACACUCUACAGGACAGCACUGCAUAUACGCCAGCAGAGGGAGCAGGAUGCAGAGCAGCUGGAGGACUCUCGGCAGCAUAUGGCUGAGGUGGGUCAGGACCUGGAGAGGGCUGAAACAGAGACGGCUUUUCUGCAGAGGGUACUGAAGGACGGGCAGUGUGUGUUAGACAGUAAAAGUGCUGGAAGCCCAGAAAGCAGCCACCAGCAGGAGGACCUGGAGCAGUUAACUAGAGCUGUCAAGAGACUGACUGAACAGCUGAGCCAGGCUUCUAGAGAUAAGAGUUUGAGUGUGGAGGAGCUCCUGGAUGAGAUGGUUUCCCUGAGGGACACCCUAAAGCAGAGCAGCUAUGUGUCCAACCUGCAGGACAGCCACAGGAGCGGACACUGGUACUUCAUCCACACAGGCCAGAGCGCUGCCAGUGUAGCGUCUCAAGGAACUCAGGACUCUGGGCUGGGCUCUCAGCUCCCCUCCUCCCCCCAGAGACGACCCCGCCCACAACACCCCCCCCACGAGAGGAACCGCCCCAAAGGAGCCGGCUACUGGCUCUACUCACCACAUCCGCCCAACAGAGUGGGCAGUGACAGUGGUGGUGAGAGGGAUAUGGAGAGCAGUGCCCCAUGGUGGUUCUUUCCUGCUGGUGCGCUUCUCUACACAUCGCUGCCAACUCAGCCCCCGCCACCCAGCUCACAGUGCCACCUCCCCAAACACCAGCACAUGGAGCGUGAGCUGCAUGAGGCCCAGAAUAAUCUGAAGGAGCAGAAACGACUGGAGCAGGAGAGAAAGGACCAGCAGAGGGAAACACACCAGCUCAGGAGAGACCACAAACACCUGAGGGCGAGGUUGCGGAGCGAAGCGGAGAAGAGUGUGUGUGAGGAGGUGGAGUGUCUGGAGGAGACUCUGCAGCGCCGGCGAGCAGAACUCAGAGAGGCCGACCGUCUACUGCUGCACGCACACACACAGAGUAAGGAUGCAAAGCGCCGUUGUGGGGAGACCCAGAGGAGAGUGUGUGAGCUCCAGCAGGACUUGGAGGAGAUGGAGACCAGGGCUCAGGACUACGCCAAGCAGCUGAUACACUCCAAGAACAAGCUCAGUGCUGAGCAGGAGGAACUGCAGAGGCUACAAAAUCAGAGGCAGAAUGAGAAGCAAUCUCUGGCAGCUACAAACACACACUACAAACAGCUAAGGCAGAGGCUGGAAGACAAUGAGCGACUGUUGGAGGAGACAGAGGACAGACUCAGCCAACGUAAGAGAGAGCUGCAGUCACUGGACAAUGAGCUGUGUGCUCUGGACAGGCGUGUGGGUCAGUGGCGAGAGGAGGAGCGCGUCCUACAGACCAGCCUACAGCAGCAUCGGGACACACUCUUACAGGAGCUCACACACGGGGAAGAGGAGACACAGGGUCUACACACACGCAUCAAGGAGCUGCGUGUGUGUGUGGAGACUCUGUCUCAGCAGAAGCGUGAUGUGGAAAAGGAGGUGUGUGAGGGGAGGAGUCACCUAACUCUCAUCAGACAGGAACAGCAGAGAGAGGAGGAGACCCUCAACAAGCUGCUCUCAGAGCUGAAGUGUGUGCAGGAGCAGAAGGUAGAGCAUGUUGCACAGUGUGAGCAGCUACAGCAGAAGUGUCGCCACCUGGAGGCAAGACAGAGACACGCACAGAGGUGUGUGUCUAAUGCAGAGGAGGUUGUGUGUGAGACCAAGGCCAAGCUGACCAGACUAGACUCAGAGCUGAAGCAGAGCAGAGAAACUGAAGGAGUGUCAGAGGAGCUGGAGAGGCUGAGAGAGAAGCUUCAUGCUGAGCGAAUACAGCUGGAUGCAGUCAAGGAGGCGAUUCGCUCUGUGUCUUCGAAAAGGGAUGACCUCGUAGAGGAGCAGUUACGUCUCCGUGGUGACGUGCAGGCCUCGGCAGAGCGUGCUCAGAAGGGCCAGAGGCGUCUGGAGGUCUUGGAGCAGCAGCUGACUGCGCUGGACUCUCAGCUGACCCACAAACACGCCCAACUCCAACGCCACCACGAGUCCCUGCAGCAGCAGCAGCAGGAGUGGGCAGAGGCGGAUGCGCUACAGCAGCAGAGGAGGCAGCAGCUGCAGGCCCAGCUGCAGACACUAGAGGGCGCUGUGGCGGAGCGGGUGCAGCGGAUGGAGCAGCUCACUGCAGAGGAAGCAGAGCUGCAGGACUGGAGACGAGCCCUGCACACUGAGGAGGAACAGCACCGGCGCAAAGGGCAGGAGCUGUGUGAGUGGGAGGUGCGGCUGCAGCAGCAGCAGCAGGAGCUGGAGGCCCAGAGGGGGCAGCUGGAGGGGUGGCGCUGUAAGGUGCAGAGGCUGCAGAAACUACUCACCAAACAAACACACAACCUCCAGGAGGCCCAACAGGCAGCAAAGCAGAGUGAACGGAGGGCACACAAACUGCAGACGGAGGUGCACACUUUGAGUCAAGAACUUCAGUGUGUCCGUGAGAAGCUUUUUGCCCAAGAGGAGAAGACGCAUGUGUGUGAGAGCAGCUCUGUUGACGCUGGUGCAGAGCCCAGAGCCGGCACGCCGAUGCAGGAACCAGAACCAGAGUUCCCCGCAGAACCCAGCAGCAGAGACCACCAGAGCCCCUCCCCCUCCCUCAGCCCCUCCCCCCCCAGCACAGAGCACGAGCAGCUCAAGGCUCUCUUCACCCCCUCCAGGACUGCAGCACUCACCGCACAGGAUGAGCAGUGGCGCGGAGAGCUUCUGAGAGAAAAGCUUGAGCAGCAUGAGGAUGAGCUGAAGGCUCAGCUGCGCCGGCGCAUGUUUGACCAGCAGGAGGCGCUGUGUGUGCGCAGGCAGCAGGCGGAGGGCAGUCUGGACGGCCUGCGUAGGCGGGUGGACUGGCUGGACCAGCUCCUAGACUCAGAGGGCUCUCUGGAGGACAACACAGCCGCACUCAAACCACACAGGCAACAUGAGGUUAGGCUCUCCAGCAGCUGGUGUUCAGAGAGCGCUGACCCGUCUGGCCGGCCCGUCAGACUGGACCCACUGCUACCAGAGAGGGACCGGACCUCUGAGCUCCAACACACCAGCAAAGCAACCUGCAGAUGAAGACCGCACGCACACACAUACACACACACACACACAUGCACACACAUGCGCACACACACACACACACACACACACACACACACUGUCUAAGGUCUGUCUUUCACACACAUGGACACACGAACAUACAUUACACAUUGUACAAGUGAUUCCCUUUUGUGGCCCACCCCACACCAUCGGAACCACUGCUGCGUUAUACAAACACACACACACAUACACACACACACCUGAGCUCACUCUCUCCCCACACAUUCAUAGACACACACUCACCAUCAUACACACAGCCACUGAGAAAUCAUGCAACAAAAAGGGCUUCCUCAGCUUACAGCAGAUCAUGUGACUGAAAUCAGUUUGUACUCCCAGAUGAUGGAAACACAUGGGUUUACACACCUUAUGCACUCCCAGCUGAUGGAAACACAUGGGUUUACACACCUUAUGCACUCCCAGCUGAUGGAAACACAUGGGUUUACACACCUUAUGAGAUUCAGACUGGACCAGCUUCCAUGCUGUGGGAAUGAAGACCAUGUUUGCCUUUUAAAAUGUAGCUUUUAUUUUAGAAUAUUUAAAAUACUAUUUUUGGAAUUAUUUUUCUAAAUUUGUCAGCAACAUCAAUUGAAUGUCUUGAAUGUGCAAUUCAUACAAGUUGAAAUGUGUUGAAUGUCCAGAAGUUGUGCAUGUGAGAGCAUGCGAGCACUUGCGUAUUUCAUUUUUAUUUAUCCUUUUUUUAACCAGGUGAAUCCCAUUGAGAUCUUACAUCAAGGGAGGCCUGGUUCUUUGUGUGUUUGUGUGUGUGGUGCCUGUAUGGAUUGUAAUGUGUACUGGGCUUGAUAGCUGAUUAUGAGGGAUACUGUGUAGACAGAAGUAUAAUCUCCUGCUAGUAUUUAAACUAAUGGCCCGUCCACACGACUAACCAUAACACUAUAACCAGAACUGUGAAAACUGUGGUUUGUUCAAUAUAAUGAUAGCGACUGAAAGAUUGAUAUUGCUGAAUCAUGUUCAGAGUGAUCAGAGAGUGAGGUCAGAUCAGAUCAGAUCAUCUCUCUGCUGUGCACUGGUGAGGUCAGAUCAGCCCGUAUGGGGCCUGGCAGAACGCAGAUCACUCAGAACCAGAACUACAGAUGAAGUGACAAUGGUGCUCUUACGUUUGUUAAAUAUUUGUUUGUGUGCAAUACAUUUAACAUUUUACACA
Messenger RNA from Alosa sapidissima (American shad), 7304 nucleotides. It is a transcript of the gene cntrl, whose product is annotated as centriolin. Lineage: Eukaryota; Metazoa; Chordata; Actinopteri; Clupeiformes; Clupeidae. The coding region runs from base 140 to 6118 and encodes 1992 amino acids. Gene Ontology annotation, molecular function: protein binding. The transcript has 42 exons. The record is from RefSeq and is a predicted model, not a curated record.